UAAGCAGCUGAGUCGGGCUGUGAUGUCAUCACACUACAGGCCACCGAUUGGUCGGGGGGUUGGAGUCAGACGUCUGAGUCAGGAUGUGACAUCAGAGAAAGAGACUGACGGAGAUUCUGGUUCAUUUUAUUCCAGCAACAACGGCAGCAGAAGUCUGUUCUGGUCCAACUCUGAGCAACGGCAGCAGAAGUCUGUUUGGUGAUCCAACUCUGAGGUGCAGAUGUUCAUAAACCUGGUGCUGAGGAGAGAAUUAAAAAGGGAUCUAGACGGAGAUAAGGAACGACCAGAUCUACCAGGAGCUCUGUCUCUUCAUAGCUGCUCAGCUACCAGCUGACUUUUCAGCAAAAAUUAAAAAGCGUCGCCGCUUGAAGUUUCUCUCUCAUUUUUUAACUUUAUAUCGAACACGAGCCACAGAUCCAGCAGCACAUCUAUCAUCUCCUCCAGGUGCUGAUUGUAGUGGAAAAGAAACCAGGCCGAGUUCAGAUGAGUGGAUACGCCGCCCACAGCCUGGCCAUCAUGACCGACGCCGCUCACCUCCUGACCGACUUCGGCAGCAUCGCCAUCAGCAUCUUCUCCCUGGCCGUCUCCUCCCGGCCGCCGACGCAGACCAUGACGUUCGGCUGGCACCGAGCAGAGAUCUUAGGGAUGCUGCUGAACGUCAUGUCCAUCUGGGCCGUGACGGCGGUUCUGGUCUGGUCGGCCGUCCAGCGGAUCGCCCACGGCGACUACGACGUGGACAGUGACAUCAUGCUGCUGACGUCGGGCGGCGCGGUGGGCGUCAACAUCCUGAUGGUGCUGAUCCUGCAGCAGUCCGGCGCCGCGCACGGACACGGACACGGUGCCGUGGCGUCACCGCGCCCCCGCUGCCGUCGCCACGGCAACGCCAGCGUCAGGGCCGCCUUCAUCCACGCGCUGGGAGACCUGCUGCAGAGCGUCGGCGUCCUGCUGGCCGCCGCCAUCAUCCACGUCUGGCCCGAGUGUAAAGUGGCCGACCCCGUCUGCACCUUCCUCUUCUCCAUCCUGGUCGUCGUGACGACGCUCCCCGUCACCAGAGACGUGUUCAGGAUCCUGAUGGAAGGAUCCCCGCGGGACCUGAGCGCCGCCGUCGUCACGGAGACGCUGCUGUCCGUGGACGGCGUCAUGGCGGUGAAAGAGCUGCACGUGUGGAGCCUCAGCACCAGCUACUCGCUGCUGGCGGCUCACGUCCACAUCGACGAGGAAUCGGACUCGCAGCUCUGCAUCAGGAAAGUGACGCGGCUCCUGCGCUCCGAGUUCGGGUUCUCCAGCAUCACCCUGCAGGUGCAGCGCCGCGGGACGGCCGCCCUGAGAUGAUCUGAAGCUGCCGUUACCGUGGCAACGACUGGUUUUACCCGAGACACGACCGUCGUGGGCAGAAACGUUACCGUGACGACACACGAGCAAAGCGACGGCCAGAGUCGGCGACCCGUCCAGAACCUGCAGGACCUCCUUUAGUUUGUCAACGAGCUUGAAACAUGUUCUGCUUUUUGUAAUUUUAUUAAAAAUCAUAC
Cololabis saira (Pacific saury) is the source of this 1529-nucleotide messenger RNA. Its product is annotated as proton-coupled zinc antiporter SLC30A2-like. The record is from RefSeq and is a predicted model, not a curated record. Gene Ontology annotation, molecular function: zinc ion transmembrane transporter activity. Gene Ontology annotation, biological process: response to zinc ion; zinc ion transmembrane transport. Gene Ontology annotation, cellular component: plasma membrane. Lineage: Eukaryota; Metazoa; Chordata; Actinopteri; Beloniformes; Belonidae. The transcript is spliced from 9 exons. The coding region runs from base 484 to 1332 and encodes 282 amino acids.